Messenger RNA from Ascochyta rabiei, 5127 nucleotides. Its product is annotated as DNA helicase. Bases 1 to 5127 code for a protein of 1708 amino acids. Gene Ontology annotation, biological process: replication fork reversal. Gene Ontology annotation, molecular function: 5'-flap endonuclease activity; single-stranded DNA helicase activity. The transcript has 5 exons. NCBI's taxonomy places the organism in Eukaryota, Fungi, Ascomycota, Dothideomycetes, Pleosporales, Didymellaceae. Gene Ontology annotation, cellular component: cytoplasm. The record is from RefSeq and is a predicted model, not a curated record.
AUGUCCACACGUCAGAAGUCAUUCUUCGACCAGGAUCCACGGGCCAAGCACGCCAGAGGCCAAUGGCACCGCCAACGCAACGCUCCACCCUCCCCCCACCAGCAUAGCGACAGGGCUCCUGUGGCGCGGCACGUCGUAACCGGCCCGCCUAUCAUGCCCUCGACCCAGACGCGCACGAAGCUAAAGGCAUUCCAGUUUGACGACACGCUGCCCCUCGACACUGCAAAGGAGCGCGAGGCCGAGAAGGAGAACCGGGCCGCUGCACCGGACAAGGCGUCGACGGCGAAGGAGACGCCUAAGACGUCAAAGGUCAUUAGAGACAUUGAAAACGCCUUCGAGACACCGCGACUGCCCCAGAACAAGACCUUUCCGCCACCCUCGACACCGGGCGCCAGACUGCCACUGGCCGAUCUGGUAGGCAACAUCGACGACACGUCCAGACACGCGGCGCAUGCAGUUCUAUCGCCUGAGGAGCAGCUGUAUUGGCGGGGGUCGCAGCCAGUCAACACACCUGUACUGCGCAAGAACAAGAAACGUGCCCGCAGCUCUUCCCCGGCUGGGCCGUCACAGGAAGAGCCAAGGCUGCAUGCGUUCAAGGCAGGCCUCACAACACCCCAGGCUGACCCUGCGACGGAGCUCUGGUCGCGGUACACGAGCAACAAAGGAACACCAACCGUGAACAAGACCGUGUCUUUUGCGCACCUCAUUAACGAAUCGUCGCCUCGAUCCGCUGCUGCUGCUGCUGGCAGUGUCAAUGGACUUCGGCGCUGGGCAAGCUGUGGCGUUGAAUUCCCUGCUUCGACGAGGAAGAAGCGCAGAACACACGGCGUCUUUCACGGUGAUCAACCAGACGAUGCCGAGGACGUGUUUGCCGCUGCUCCGAGUUCUGACAGCGUGAUGCAAGGGCACGCACCGACAUCGAACCUUGCCAGCAUUGUUCAGAGAAUGAAGGAGUCCAUCUCGAACUCGCAGGCACAGCUACCGUCCAGCUCUUCUCCGCCCCCCGACGCUGGGGAGGGACUGAUCGAGUUUCCCGAAUCUCCCCUCAAAAGACAUACACCGAGGGAAGCCGCUGAAGAAGACGCACCUGAAACCAUGCAAGCUGAGAACUACAAACUCGAAGCGGCAGACACUCUCGAUGAUCAAGAUUUUCCAGAAGAUGACGCUGGUCUGCAACGGGCUACGGAGCAACGGCAGUCUUCUGCGUCGUCUGAUGACUUUGGCGAGGUUGACUUCGAUACCGACAUGGCUGAUGCGGUCAAUGUCGGUACCCUCGAGACUGAGGUGUCGCCACGAUCACAGAGACAUGCUUCGAUACCAGCAGAGCCUGUAACACGGCCUGUAUCAUCACUCGUUGCAGCACCUCUGGUCUACGCCGAUAGCGAGGACGAGUUUGGAAUAGAGGACGACGAUGAUGUGUUUGCUGCAGACCUUGAGCAGGUGGCAUCUCUGUUCGAUGAUAGGCCGCUGGAAUCACCAGCACAGCUCAAUGAUCUGUCUGGGGAUCUGUCUGAGGUUCUGCCAGAGGUUGCACCCGCAGUCAGCGCUGCACCGGUUGUUGAUCUGGUUAAUGAUGACUCUGAUGAUUUUGGGGAUGAGAUAGACCCUGAUGAGUUUGCCGCUGCAGAAGUAGCAGCCACUCAAACGCCAGCGACGAAUAAUAGCCAACAGGAUACUCGGGCCAUUCAACGGUACCUCAUCAAGCAGGUGAUUGAAGGCUCGUACCCCGUCGAGAGAGGUCAACAAAGGCCUGAGAAGAUUUUGUUGGUCGACGAGGAAAAAACAAGAAUAUCAAAACAAAUAUCCCUACGACAAGCCUGGUACGACACACCAUGUACCGUAGGUGCCUACGUUCAUGUCAUUGGGUCGUUCUCAUCGAAUGGGCAAUGCGUCGUCGAUGAUCACCACAACAUGCUGGUUCUGCACCCAGAUCAUUUGAUCUCGGCUACUGUUGUUGCAGACUCCUAUGGCUGUUUGAGACGAGCAGUGCUGCAGGACCGGAUCAAGGCUACCAGUAGGGCAAACGCGCCGAUGCUAUAUGGAACACUUCUUCACGAGCUUUUCCAAGAAGCCUUGAAAGUGAAUCAAUGGGACACAGACUUCUUGCUGUCGACGAUUGACAGGCUCCUUCCAAGCAAGUUCGAGACUAUUCUUGAGAUCAACUCGACCUGCAAUGAGGUCAAGGAGCACAUGACCAGCAAGUUGCCGGAAAUGCAAGCCUGGGCCGAGAUCUUCAUUCGCGCCAAGCCUUGCGCCGAUGGCGUUGUGCAGCACCGCAACGGACCCCAGUCGACAAUGAGCAUCAACAAACUCCUCGAUGUUGAAGAGCAUGUGUGGUCGCCGAUGUAUGGAUUGAAGGGGAACAUCGACGCAACAGUACAAGUGACUAUGCGAGAUGAUCAAGGCGAGCGCACUCUGACCGUUCCUUUCGAAGUCAAGACAGGAAAGAACUCGUCAAACAGUGCACAUUCUGUUCAAACAGCCUUGUAUAAUUUGCUGCUCUCCAACCGAUACGAUGUUGAUAUUGCAUACGGAAUGUUGUACUACCUCGAAACAUCAGCCAUUAUCCGCAUUCCCGCUGUUCGAAAUGAUAUCAUCCAUAUGAUCAUCCAGCGCAACGAACUAGCAUGCUACGUGCGAGAUCGCAUCGAAUUGCCGCCAAUGCUCAAAGAAGACUUCAAGUGUGGCAAUUGCUAUGCUCAAGAGUCAUGUUUCCUCUACAACAAGCUAGUUGAGGACGGUGAGGGUGAGCGACUGAACAAGAAAGCGAAGCAGAAGUACGAUGACCUUGUUAAGUCGCUGAAACCCACAGACAGCGACUUCAUGAAGAAGUGGGACAUGUUGCUCACCAAAGAGGAGACAGACAUGAUGAAGUUCCGACGGGAACUAUGGACGAUGUUAAGCAUCGAGCGUGAGAAGCUAGGACGUUGUUUUUCAAAUGUCAUCCUAGAGCCCGGCUCAGGACAAGAAGAGAAGCUCGGGCAGAAGAUCAAUCGAUACAGCUACACUUUCGUCAAGCAACACUCCACGCCAGGGUUCUCCUUUACUGAGUCCCAGCUUACUGUUGGAGAACCUGUGGUAGUAUCGGAUGAGCAAGGUCACUUCGCACUGGCGAACGGUUACGUCACGAACGUCCGAAAGCGACGGAUUACGGUCGCCGUUGACAGACGCUUGCACAAUUCUCGUACAAAACUCCCCGGCUUCGACGCCCACAGCAACCAGACUUUCGCCGGCAUCAUGGAGGUCACUAAGGAGGGCGAGCCUGCAGCUGAAUACGAGGUCGACGAAGAACCGGUGCUGUAUCGAUUGGAUAAGGAUGAGUUCAGCAACGGUAUGGCGGCAGCGCGCAACAACCUCAUACAGAUCAUGGAUGACAACGUCUACAAAGCUCGAGAUCUUCGUGCCUUGAUUGUCGAUGGACGAAAACCUGUAUUCCAUCCGGUUCUGAGUGCUGUCGAGCUUCCGCAAUCGUCGCAGCUGUCGAUGAACUUGGACCAAAAAGCUGCCGUGGCCAAGGUCAUGUCUGCCAAGGACUAUGCUCUGGUUUUGGGUAUGCCUGGCACGGGCAAAACGACUACUAUUGCCCACAUCAUCCGGACUCUCGUCGCGAAGGGCAAGAGCGUUCUCCUUACUUCUUACACCCAUACCGCGGUCGACAAUAUCCUGCUCAAGAUUCGCGAUGACGAUAUCGGCAUCCUCCGCCUGGGAGCAACGGCAAAGAUCCACCCUGAAGUUCGUGGGUUUGCGACGCUGGUAGCGGAGCCCAAAGACAGUGUUGAGGAGCUCGAGAAGUCUUGGAUGGAACCGCCGGUCGUGGCUACCACAUGUCUCACGAUCAAUCAUCCGCUCUUCAGUCGCCGCAUCUUUGACUACUGCAUCGUUGACGAAGCCUCUCAGAUCACGCUGCCCGUCUGUCUGGGACCAAUCCGCAUGUCGCAAAAGUUUAUUCUUGUUGGCGAUCACUAUCAGCUGCCUCCAUUGGUCCAGAACAAAGAAGCUAUAGAGGGCGGUCUGGACGUUUCGCUCUUCAAGCUCCUGUGUGAGUCACAUCCGCAAGCUGUUGUCAGCCUGGAGCAUCAGUACCGUAUGUGCGCCGAGGUCAUGCUCCUGUCAAACACUUUUAUCUACUCCGGUCGUUUGAAGUGUGGCACACCAAGCGUCGCCUCUCGAAGACUCGCUCUGCCCAAACCAUCUGGUCUUGGUGCACAUCACCGGCAGGCACUCGCACCUCGCUCAGCCGCGGUCACUCAGUGUCCGGGCCCACAGUCCCCCGUCUGCUGGCUCUCUCGCUCUCUCUCGCCCGACCAGCCAGUAGUCUUCAUCAACACGGACCCGAUCUCUGCCUGUCUCGAAUCCCAAUCCGGCUCCCGCAUCAUCAACACCCUCGAGGCCCGUCUGAUCACCCAGCUCACCAUCUCGCUUCUCAGCCUUGGCGUGUCGGCGUCCGAGAUAGGCAUCAUAGCCUUUUACCGCUCGCAGCUCGCACUGCUGCGCACCAGCCUCUCAUCCACACACGCGCAAACCCAGUCCUCGGAGCGCGUCGCGCCUGUUGCUGCAGCCGCAGCACCUGCAGUGGAACUGCAUACAGCGGACAAGUUCCAGGGCCGUGACAAAGAAGUUAUCCUUGUGUCGUGCGUGCGCAGCAACGAAACAGGCACAGUCGGUGAUCUACUCAAGGACCGCCGCAGAGUCAACGUCGCGCUCACACGUGCGCGGAGCAAGCUCGUGAUUCUGGGUAGCGAGAAGACACUCUCUGGCAACGAGCUGCUGCGCGACAUGGUCGGGCUGUGUCGCGAAAAGGGCUGGGUUCUCGACCUACAGAGCGACAUGUUGGAUAGCCAUGCUUUCGACGAAGGACUCAGUCAGACGGGCAAAUCGCCGGUCAAAGCCAGUCAGCCACACAGCUCGAGGGCGAAUGCUGCAAUGACAAGCCCCGAUGCCAGUCCGAGCAAGAAGAGGAAGGCGCUGGGUGAUAUUACGAGUUCGACCCACGGUGCCAACGCAAGGAGCCUGAGGAAGAAGAGAUAUCCUGAGACCAAGGUCCCAGGCAAGGUGGUCAUGGCAGGCAAAAAGGGGGUCCUGGACGGACGAGCCGUGUUAAGGAACAUCUACGAGGAGCUUCUUUGA